Messenger RNA from Penicillium angulare, 1134 nucleotides. RefSeq names its product PH domain-containing protein. NCBI's taxonomy places the organism in Eukaryota, Fungi, Ascomycota, Eurotiomycetes, Eurotiales, Aspergillaceae. The record is from RefSeq and is a predicted model, not a curated record. The coding region runs from base 1 to 1134 and encodes 377 amino acids. The transcript is spliced from 2 exons.
AUGAGUUCUGUGCUCGUUCGUCCCUCGCUCUCCGAAGGACUCAGCAACAAAUCCCCCGCCAUCCAGAACGGGAGCUUCGAAUUCGACCGCGUCCUAAAGAGCGGCCGUGUCUCCCGCCGCGUCAAACACAAACACGUCUUCCGCGCCUCCUGGAAACCAGCAUAUCUCGUUCUCCGACCAAACCUCCUCUCCGUCUACAAAGAUGAAGAAACCACCCGUCUGCGCGUCUCAAUCACCCUCUCCGACGUGACAGCCGUCGCCUCAGUCCGCUCCUCGCGCUCCCACCGCAAACACGUCUUCGGAGUAUUUACCCCAUCUAAGAACUAUCGCUUCGAGGCCCCCUCCGAAGCCGACGCGAUAGACUGGAUCCGUCGCAUUCGCAUCGAGUCCCCAGCGGACGCGGACGAGGCCGCCGUCGCUGCUCUACAUACCAGACAAGAUCCCCCUACAAUCCAGAAACAUCUCAUAGACGACACAACAGAUCAAGAGCCUUCCGACUUCGAUGUGGCGGGGGGUCGUCCUAGCUCCCCUGAAUUGACCCGCGCCCUGUCUUCUGGUGCCCACUCCCGCAAACCCCCUUACACGCAAGACUACUCCGGAAACGAUGUAACAUCUUACUCCGAGCUCUCGGAUGGUCCCCCGCCUACAAGGCGCAGCUUCGGUCUACGCUCAAUGCCCUCCAUUCACACUUUAUCCAUCUCCGCGCCGGAAGAUAGACCUCUAUCCAAUUCCCUUCCGCGAGAUUUAAGCCAGAACUCUGAAUUGGCGAUUCUGCGUGAUCCGGAGCGCGUCAUUUGUCAGGGGUAUCUGCAGGGGCUACGAAUCAAGGGCACAGUGCGUCAGUGGAAACGGCUUUGGGUCGUUCUACGUCCUAAAACCCUCGCUUUUUAUAAGGAUGAGCAGGAGUACUCGGCUCUCAAGAUUGUGUCCAUGUCGCAGGUUAUUGAUGCUGCGGAGAUUGAUCCUUUGUCGCGCUCGAAGAAGUUCUGUCUCCAGAUUAUCGCAGAGGAAAAGACGUAUCGUCUUUGUGCGUUAGAUGAGGAGUCUUUGGCUCGUUGGCUCGGCUCUUUGAAGAGUAUUAUUGUUGCUCGUAAGAAGCUUGAGACAACGAGUGUUACAGCUGCGGCAACAUAA